Punica granatum (pomegranate) is the source of this 2562-nucleotide messenger RNA. NCBI's taxonomy places the organism in Eukaryota, Viridiplantae, Streptophyta, Magnoliopsida, Myrtales, Lythraceae. The record is from RefSeq and is a predicted model, not a curated record.
UGUUUAUUUACUCGUCGGAGUCCUUCCUUCUUCCGCUAUUAAAUAGAGAGAGGAUUCUCUCCGUCUGUCUGCUCAAAUCUACCGGCUUUCCCCUGGAAUCCAAUCCUUCCACAGUCUCCUCUUCCUUCUCCGGGGGAUUGCUGGGCAGAUUCUUUUCGUGCUUUCUUGUUGUCAGAUUGAAUCGGAGCUGCAAAAUUUGCAUUUUCUUUCAAUCGGAGCAUCAAUUUCUCCCUCUCCGGCGAUGGGUCUGUCGGCGGAUUCUCAGACCAGUGGAGGCGGAAAUGGGACGUGGAGUGGUUUCCGGAGCUUGGUGCGGAGGAAGCAGGUCGACUCUAUUCACGCCAGGUCGCGGUCGGGCCACCAGUUGGCCAAGGAAUUGUCCGUUCUUCACCUGAUCGCCAUCGGUGUGGGCUCUACGAUUGGCGCUGGAGUAUAUAUUCUUGUCGGGACUGUUGCUAGAGAGCAUUCAGGACCAUCACUCGCCAUUUCAUUCUUAAUAGCUGGGAUAGCUGCAGCCCUGUCAGCCUUUUGCUAUGCCGAGCUUGCGAGCCGUUGCCCAUCUGCUGGAAGUGCCUACCAUUAUUCAUAUAUUUGCGUCGGAGAAGGUGUUGCUUGGCUGAUUGGUUGGGCGCUCAUACUGGAAUACACCAUUGGUGGUUCUGCAGUGGCUCGUGGCAUCUCCCCGAAUUUGGCAUUGCUCUUUGGUGGAGCGGACAGUCUUCCUACAUUUUUAGCCCGCCAAUAUAUUCCUGUGAUUAACAUGGUGGUGGAUCCUUGUGCUGCGCUCCUAGUAAUUAUCGUUACUGGGUUAUUGUGUGUAGGAAUCAAAGAGAGCACUGCAGCACAAGGCAUCGUCACGACUGCAAAUGUAUGUGCUAUGAUGUUUGUCAUUAUUGCUGGCGGGUACCUUGGUUUCAAGACUGGAUGGGCUGGAUAUGAACUUCCUACUGGGUAUUUUCCAUUUGGUGUGGAUGGGAUGCUUGCUGGUUCUGCAACAGUCUUCUUUGCCUAUAUUGGCUUCGACUCUGUUGCCAGCACUGCUGAAGAGGUGAAGAAUCCCCAACGAGAUUUGCCUCUAGGCAUAGGGUUUGCCCUUUCAAUAUGUUGUGCCCUCUACAUGAUGGUGUCAGUUGUAGUUGUUGGUCUUGUACCUUAUUAUGCAAUGGAUCCUGACACCCCCAUUUCAUCUGCAUUUGCCAGCCAUGGGAUGCAAUGGGCAGCUAUCAUUGUCACAAUUGGAGCUGUUACUGCCCUCUGUUCGACGUUGAUGGGUUCGCUUCUCCCUCAGCCUCGGAUUCUGAUGGCAAUGGCCAGAGAUGGAUUGCUACCUUCUUUCUUUUCAGAGGUGAAUAAACGGACCCAAGUCCCUAUCAAGAGCACAAUUGCUACUGGUUUUGGUGCUGCAACCCUAGCAUUCUUUAUGGAUGUUUCACAGUUGGCUGGGAUGGUCAGUGUGGGUACUCUUCUAGCAUUCACCAUGGUAGCAAUAUCUGUGCUGAUUCUGAGAUAUGUUCCUCCUGAUGAGGUACCACUUCCACCGUCACUUCAGGAGUCAAUCGAUUCUCUCACAUUGCGAUUGAGCACACAAGAUGCUAUUGGGAAGAGUUUCCAAGUUCCUGCUGGCACUUCUGAGGAUAGUAAACAGCCUUUACUUGAGGGAAAGGAAGUCUCAGUUGAGUGUCCUCUUAUUGUGGAAAAAGCUCUUUUCAAUUAUGUCAUCACUGAGAAGAAGAGGCGAAAAAUUGCUGGCUGGACAAUAAUGUUCACUUGUGUAGGGGUGUUUGUCCUAACAUAUGCAGCCUCAAGUUUGGGACUUCCUAGCUUGGUUCGUUAUUCAUUGUCUGGAAUUGGUGGUGGUCUUCUUUUGGGUGGACUGAUUGUGCUGACCCUCAUCGAACAAGAUGAUGCAAGGCACAGCUUCGGUCACUCGGGAGGUUUUAUUUGCCCGUUUGUUCCCCUUUUGCCCAUUGCUUGCAUACUCAUCAAUGUCUACUUGCUGAUCAACCUCGGAGGUGCGACAUGGGCCCGGGUUUCUGUGUGGCUAUGUAUUGGGGCUCUUGUGUACAUAUUCUAUGGUCGGACCCACAGCUCGUUAACAGAUGCAGUGUAUGUUCCAACGGCCCAUGCCGAUGAGAUUUAUCGCAGUUCUGGAGACUCUUUGGCUUAAUUCAUCAGUGAUUCAUCAAAAGAAUCGUCAGCAGACCAUCGCCAACGUUAGUCUUUCUGGUCUGAGGCAGCUUCCUUCGACUCCAUGCCCUCCAUGUAUAAGUCACCGAAUCUGUUCAACCUGUGGUUGAUUCAUCGGUCUUAACUGUCUGUCUGUCUGUAUAGUAUGAUCCUAUCGGAAGAUCAGUCGUGGGGUUGGAAUUGUCUGAUGUAAAUAUGGUUACGUCUCAAGGAAGAAGCUGCUUUUAUUCUUUGAAUCCUCAGGAUUGCAGGUAGUGUUUUGUGUCGAUUUGAUUGGAUAAGGUUGUAAGGUCGAUGAUGAACUUUUCAAUUUGUAAAUAAGCGUCGGCUGAUUGCUCUCAAUAUAUGACGAAGAUAUUAGAAAUAUUUGUAUCA